Messenger RNA from Cyphomyrmex costatus, 225 nucleotides. RefSeq names its product fe(3+) ions import ATP-binding protein FbpC-like. NCBI's taxonomy places the organism in Eukaryota, Metazoa, Arthropoda, Insecta, Hymenoptera, Formicidae. Gene Ontology annotation, molecular function: ATP hydrolysis activity; ATP binding. Bases 1 to 225 code for a protein of 74 amino acids. The transcript has 3 exons. The record is from RefSeq and is a predicted model, not a curated record.
AUGGUGCAGCAAAAGGCAGUGAUCGUAAGGAACGCCAUAAAGCGUUAUGGAAAAAAUUUGGUGUUCGAUGGCCUGAAUAUGACUGUUUCAAGAGGUUCCAUCUAUGGUCUAUUAGGUGCCAGCGGAUGUGGAAAAACCACACUGUUGUCUUGCGUAGUCGGAAUUCGAUAUUUCGACAGUGGAGAAGUAUGGGUUGUUGAGGACUCUGUUCUAGAAAACCCUUGA